AUGUCAGUUGCCAAUGACACCAAUUUCAAUUCUGCAGUGUUCCUUCUCACUGGGAUACCUGGGCAGGAAAAAGUCCGUCUCUGGGUCUCUGUCUCCUUCUGCAUAAUGUACGCUAUCUCAAUAACAGGAAAUUCACUCAUUCUGUUCAUUAUAAAAACAGACCCAAGCCUCCAUGAGCCCAUGUACAUUUUCCUUUCCAUGUUGGCCCUCACAGACAUUGGCUUAUCAAUAUCCACCAUGCCGACCACACUGGGAUUAUUCUUGUUUAACUCUAGGGAGAUCAGCUUCAAUGCCUGUUUUGCCCAGGUGUUCUUCGUCCACUUGUUUUCAUUCAGUGAUUCCUCCAUGCUCCUGUUGAUGGCCUUUGACCGCUUCAUGGCAAUCUGCAAUCCACUAAGAUACGUUUCCAUCUUAACCCUGCCAAGAAUAGCCAAAAUGGGGCUGGUGUUUGUGCUAAAGUCAAUGUCCCUAGUAUUCCCACUCCCCUUUCUUCUGAAACGGUUCCAAUACUGUCGAUCCAAUGUCCUCUCCCAUUCCUACUGCCUGUAUCAGGACGUCAUGAAGUUGGCUUGUGCAGACAUCACCGUCAACAGCAUCUAUGGUUUUGCUAUCAAACUCUUAGCUGUGGGGUUGGACUCAUUGUUCAUUUUUCUUUCCUAUGUGAUGAUCCUCAAGACUGUGCUGAGUGUCACAUCUUCCACAGAGCGCCUCAGGGCCCUGAACACCUGCGUCUCACACCUCUGUGCCAUCCUGCUCUUCUACUUACCAGAUAUUGGCUUGUCCGUGGUACACAGAUUUGGGAAUAGCUCUUCCCUCUUGCUUCAGAGUCUCAUGGGCUACAUCUACAUGGUGGUACCUCCCCUGAUGAACCCAAUCGUGUACAGCAUGAAAAGCCAACACCUUCGUUCAAGGAUAUUCAGGGUGUUCUUCAAGUGA
Molecule: messenger RNA, 936 nt
Organism: Pelodiscus sinensis (Chinese soft-shelled turtle)
Lineage: Eukaryota; Metazoa; Chordata; Testudines; Trionychidae
Product: olfactory receptor 51G2-like
Biological process (GO): G protein-coupled receptor signaling pathway
Cellular component (GO): plasma membrane
Molecular function (GO): G protein-coupled receptor activity; olfactory receptor activity
Source: RefSeq, a predicted model, not a curated record